Messenger RNA from Micropterus salmoides (largemouth bass), 6539 nucleotides. RefSeq names its product NLR family CARD domain-containing protein 3-like. Lineage: Eukaryota; Metazoa; Chordata; Actinopteri; Centrarchiformes; Centrarchidae. The record is from RefSeq and is a predicted model, not a curated record. Gene Ontology annotation, molecular function: protein binding. The coding region runs from base 1331 to 4993 and encodes 1220 amino acids. The transcript is spliced from 13 exons.
UUUCCUGCAGCUGGAUUUUCUGUUCAGGGUAGCCAAAAGCACACAUUUUGUUUUACCUCCCCCAAAUGACGUACGGUAAGGAUUUAAGGCGUCCUCGGUGGUUUCGCUACAGGACACACCGACAACGCCCUCAUUACUCCGGCGCCAGUGUGUUUUAGAACUGAUUUUAAAGUUUUACAUUUAAGGCUUUACAUGGUCCGAGUACCCGCACAGCAGCUCGUGCCUGGAGAGCCUCGGGUUUUGGUUUGUUCCAGAGACCUGGCUGAAAUCCAGAGGGGACAGGGCGUUUGCAGCUCAGGAACAAUCUGCUAGAGGAGGUCAAACUACGAAGCGAGCUGACUGGAUUAUCCAGAGAAUUUCAAGAAGAACGCUGUGAACAUAACUCCAGAUGUGCUCAGUGUGCUGCCAAUAAGUCUCCUUGGCCGUUAUGAAAAACUGCGGGACCGAACACGCCCCUGAAAUGUGAACGCGCACCAACUCCAGUAAAGUUCCCACCGUCUCAACUAACAUCUUUUUCGCCGUCAUCGUUUAACACCAGAGCAGCAGCAGAGUUUGCUUAAUAACCCUGAGUUAAAUCUGGGUUUGGUUCCCACCAUGACAUCCACCGAUGUGUCCCUGAGCAAGACACUAUCUGCUCCAGAGGCGCGCGACCUCUGACACAUAUAGCUGCUAUAAGUCACUUUGGAUAAAAGCUCGGCUAAAUAAUUAUUUAAUUAUUAAAAUCUCCUUGGGGUGAGAAGCUGUUGUCAGCUUUUAUCCUGAUAUUUAAGAACAUUAUUGCAUCAGUAUCUUCACGUAUAUACAGCAUUAUUUAAUUAAUUAUAGCCUAAUAAUUAUUAAAUUAUUAUUCUAAAUACAUGCCUUAUCUGCAUGUGUUAUCAAACAGUCCCUCAAUAUGACACAUACCCGAGUCUGUAUAUAUCUUACAAACAUGUUCUUAUCCUAAUUGUUAAUAUGCUGCCAUUUUGGCCAGGUCUCUCUUGAAAAAGAGGUUUUAAAUCUCAGUGAGAUCAGACUUACAUUUCUGGCAACAUAGUACAAAGUUAUAUUUUCAUUUUCUCACCACACCUCCUUUUUCUGUUGUUCUUUGGGGUGAAGUUCAGGAUGAAAGUAAAUUAUUCAGAUUAAAGGACUUUUUAAGGUUUUGGGGACAGUUUCUCUUUUUCUCUGAAGACUGCACAGCUGUACAGAAAUGAAUCUAAUGUAGUUUCUUUUGUCCACAGUUGAAAUGUUUGAAAUAAUGUCUUCCGUUUGGCUCCAUCAGGUGGUGGAAUGAAGAAUGACACUGUGGUAGAGAGCAGUGAUGAUCUGAGAUGUAAAGCUUGUUGUAAUGAAUGAGUGCAGCUCUCUCAGCAUGUUGUUGUGUUUGUGUGAAGGUGUGGGCUCUGCUAUGAAUCAGUGUGAGGACAGAGAGGAGGGAGUCCCUCCCUCUAAAAGCACUCUGUGUGGGGAACAUGACAGCCAGACCAAAGCUCAGAGCCCAGAGCAGCAGCAGGGACCAGACUCUGCUGGACCUGGACCUGGACCUGGACCCAGCUGUGUGUCCGUGAAUAGUAACCAGUUGAUGCAGCAUCCUGUUGCUUUUAAAGGGCAGUGGAGGAAGAGACCAGACGCUAUUGGACCUGUACCUGGACCCAGCUGUGUGUCCAUGAAAAGUGACUGGUCAAUGGAAAAACAUAUAAACUUCAAAAAUGGACAAUGUUCUGCUGAUGAAAGGUUCCAUCAGCAGAGACCAGACUCUCCUGAACCCAGCUGUGUGUCCAUGAAGAGCGACCGGUCUAAGAGUUUAAUCAUUGAAUUCAAAGAUGGACAUAACCGUGCUGAACAAAAGAUCCAUCAGCAGAGACCAGACUCUCCUGAACCCAGCUGUGUGUCCAUGAAGAGCAACCGGUCUAAGAGUUUCCCCAUUGAAUUCAAAGCUGGACAUAACCGUGCUGAACAAAGAGUUGAUCAGCAGAGCUCAGAGGUUCCCAGUGGUCAGUCUGCCCAGCAGCAUCAAACAGACCUGGACUCCAUAUUUAUGCUGCUCCAGGAAAACAUUGGCAGGUUUGUGAAGAACGAGGUGAAGAAGUUCCAGAGGGUUCUGAGUCCAGAUUACCCAGCAUGCUUAGGGAGGGAGGAGGAGGAGGUGUUGGACGGUGAGGAGGAGGAGCAGAGGAGGAGCAGCAGAGAGGCAUUUCUGAAGAUCACACUGCACUUCCUGAGGAGAAUGAAGCAGGAGGAGCUGGCUGAGCGUCUGCAGAGCAUGUGCCGACGUAAACUCAAGUCUAACCUGAAGAAGAAGUUCCAGUGUGUGUUUGAGGGGAUUGCUAAAGCAGGAAACCCAACCCUUCUGAACCAGAUCUACACAGAGCUCUACAUCACAGAGGGAGGGACUGCAGAGGUCAAUGAUGAACAUGAGGUCAGACAGAUUGAAACAGCAUCCAGGAAACCAGACAGACCAGAAACAACCAUCAGACAAGAAGACAUCUUUAAAGCCUCACCUGGAAGAGAUGAACCAAUCAGAACAGUGAUGACAAAGGGAGUGGCUGGCAUUGGGAAAACAGUCUUAACACAGAAGUUCACUCUGGACUGGGCUGAAGACAAAGCCAACCAGGACAUACAGUUCACAUUUCCAUUCACUUUCAGAGAGCUGAAUGUGCUGAAAGAGAAAAAGUACAGCUUGGUGGAACUUGUUCAUCACUUCUUUCCUGAAACCAAAGAAGCAGGAAUCUGCAGCUUUGAAGAGUUCCAGGUUGUGUUCAUCUUUGACGGUCUGGAUGAGUGUCGACUUCCUCUGGACUUCCACAACAAUGAGGUCCUGACUGAUGUCACAGAGUCCACCUCAGUGGAUGUGCUGCUGACAAACCUCAUCAGGGGGAACCUGCUUCCCUCUGCUCGCCUCUGGAUAACCACACGACCUGCAGCAGCCAAUCAGAUCCCUCCUGAGUGUGUUGACAUGGUGACAGAGGUCAGAGGGUUCACUGACCCACAGAAGGAGGAGUACUUCAGGAAGAGGUUCAGAGAUGAGGAGCAGGCCAGCAGGAUCAUCUCCCACAUCAAGACAUCACGAAGCCUCCACAUCAUGUGCCACAUCCCAGUCUUCUGCUGGAUCACUGCUACAGUUCUGGAGGAGGUGUUGAAGACCAGAGAGGGAGGAGAGCUGCCCAAGACCCUGACUGAGAUGUACAUCCACUUCAUGGUGGUUCAGUCCAAACUGAAGAACAUCAAGUAUGAUGGAGGAGCUGAGACAGAUCAGCACUGGAGUCCAGAGAGCAGGAAGAUGAUUGAGUCUCUGGGAAAACUGGCUUUUGAGCAGCUGCAGAAAGGCAAUCUGAUCUUCUAUCAAUCCGACCUGACAGAGUGUGGCAUCGAUAUCAGAGCAGCCUCAGUGUACUCAGGAGUGUUCACACAGAUCUUUAAAGAGGAGAGAGGGCUGUACCAGUACAAGGUGUUCUGCUUCGUCCAUCUGAGCCUUCAGGAGUUUCUGGCUGCUCUUCAUGUCCAUCUGACCUUCAUCAACUCUGCUGUCAAUCUGCUGGCAGAAGAACAAACAACGUCCCGGCUGUCAAAAGUCUUCAGAGACAAACCUAAACUAACACAUCUCUACCAGAGUGCUGUGGACAAGGCCUUACAGAGUCCAAAUGGACACCUGGACUUGUUCCUUCGCUUCCUCCUGGGUCUUUCACUGCAGACCAACCAGAGUCUCCUACGAGGUCUGCUGACACAGACUGGAAGUAGCUCACAGACCAAUCAGAAAACAGUUGAGUACAUCAAGAAGAAGAUCAGUGAGGAUCUGUCUCCAGAGAGAAGCAUCAAUCUGUUCCACUGUCUGCAUGAACUGAAUGAUCGUUCUCUAGUGGAGCAGAUCCAACAGUCCCUGAGUUCAGGAAGUCUCUCCACAGAUAAACUCUCUCCUGCUCAGUGGUCAGCUCUGGUCUUCAUCUUACUGUCAUCAGAAAAAGAUCUGGAUGUGUUUGACCUGAAGAAAUACUCUGCUUCAGAGGAUGCUCUUCUGAGGCUGCUGCCAGUGGUCAAAGCCUCCAACAAAGCUCUACUGAGUUUCUGUAACCUCUCAGAGAGAAGCUGUGAAGCUCUGUGCUCAGUUUUCAGCUCCCAGUCCUCUAGUCUGAGAGAGCUGGACCUGAGUAACAACAACCUGCAGGAUUCAGGAGUGAAGCUACUGUCUGCUGGACUGGAGAGUCCACACUGUAAAUUGGAAACUCUCAGGCUGUCAGGUUGUCAGAUCACAGAGGAAGGCUGUUCUUCUCUGGCCUCAGCUCUGAGCUCCAACCCCUCCUAUCUGAGAGAGCUGGACCUGAGCUACAAUUAUCUAGGAGAGUCAGGGGUGAAGCUGUUGUCUGCUGGACUGGAGGAUCCACACUGGAAACUGGACACUCUCAGGGUGGACCAUGGUGGAGAGCAGAGGUUAAAACCUGGUCUGAGGAAGUAUUUCUGUGAACUCGCCCUGGAACCAAACACAGCACACAGAAAGCUCAAACUGUCUGACAACAACAGGAAGGUGACACAUGUGACAGAGAAGCAGCCAUAUCCUGAUCAUCCAGAGAGAUUUGACUGCUGGCCUCAGCUGCUGUUUAGAAAUGGUGUGAUUGGUCGCUGUUACUGGGAGGUCGAGUGGAGAGGAAAAGUUUAUAUUUCAGUGAGUUACAGAGGAAUCAGAAGGAGAGGAGGCAGAGAAGACUGUGUGUUUGGAUUGAAUGAUCAGUCUUGGAGUCUGAUCUGCUCUGAUGGUCGUUACUCUGUCUGGCACAAUAACAGAAAAACGGUCCUCCCUCUCUGCUGCUCCUCCUCCUCCUCCUCCUCCUCCUCCUCCUCCUCCUCUGACAGAGUAGCAGUGUAUGUGGACUGUCCUGCUGGCUCUCUGUCCUUCUACAGAGUCUCCUCUGACACACUGAUCCACCUCCACACCUUCAACACCACAUUCACUGAACCUCUUUAUCCUGGUUUGGGGCUCUGGUCCUCUGGUUCCUCAGUGUCUCUGUGUUCUGUGUAGGAGGGAGACAACUUCCAGUCCUGUGGUUUAAAUGUUGGUGGUGGACGAGGCUUCACUUUGGUUAACAUCUGGCUCACUGAUUGUGCCUUUAAUGUCAGAAAUGUGUUUUCUUAGAAAUGGUGAAAUGAUCUCCUCUGGGCUGAACUUUUCACAAGUCUGAAAACUACUAUAUGUUAAAAAUGUCUGCUACAAAGGUUAAACUUGUGAACAAACUGAUAUAAAGUGCAGUUUCACUGUUCAUCAUGGUCCAUGACAGUCUUCUGAGUGUGCUUGCUAAGGUCUGGUGUUUCUGGAUCACUGCCUUUGUUUCCCCAAAUGUUUUGGUUGUUUUCUGUCAUUUUGGAUUUCUCACUAGUUGCGUUAUGGAUUACUUUGAUUUAGCUUUUGGAAUGCCUGCCUCACAUCAUCUGUAAGUCUUCUCCUCACAAAGGUGGACACCUGUCAGAUGAAGAAUACCGUAAACACCAGAGCAAAAGAAAGCCCUCCAGGAAGGCCCUAAAAUGGUUGCUGGUUGGCCAAAGAAGUAAUAGCAUCAAAGGUGCAGGUCACUCUGGAAAAUGCCCACUGGGUGGCGGACGACAUCUACGCUAAAGUUCAUGGAGCAUCUUACUUAGUAGAAACAGGGGCAGAAGCGUCCUAAGUGAAUUCCCCCCAUGCAGUGUUGAUGUGUCUAAAAGCUAACAUUACAUGGGCGUCGUAACCAUUGUAUUGUAUGACAAGAUCCACCCACUUUUUAAGACCAAUGAUAUCGGACCCAGCUGUUUGUCUGUUUGUUCACCUUUCAGAGCGUCGUCAAUCAAAUCCAUUCCACCUGAGAAAUGCUCUAAUAAACUCCAUUCUGCGUUUUAAGCUACAGCCGUCACUUUCAUGCUGCUUCAUCAUAUCCAUUCCAUUCUGCUCAUUUAGUGUCCAUAAAAGUUAAACUCCAUUCCUUGUUUUCACUGCUCAUGACUGCUGUACUGCCGCGACACAGUGAGGUAAACAAAGCAUUUUAGGAUACCUGCUGCUCAGGUGUGUCUUUGUGUGAAUAUUCACCUAAAAAGCAGCUUUUUUAGUGACAGUAUGUGAAUACUGCUUUUAAAGGCAUCAUGUUGUCUUUAUUGCUGCCUUGAAUUACAGUUACACUUACGCUAUGUUGUAACAGAGUUAUCUAACAUUUUUGUUUGGCUAGCUAGCUACAGUAAUGUUAACAUUAAUCAACCAGAGUUAGCAGUUCUUUGAAUCCUGGUCAAUGAGAGAAUCUAGCUGUGGUACCUGUGCCAAACCUGAUUCAAAAAUGGACUAGACAAAAUUAUUGUUUUUUCAUCUGCAUGUGUGUUGACUCAGCAGGGACAAAGUUGAUCUACAGGAGAAACAUAUCUGAGAGCAACACAGAAUGACUGAGAGCUGCACUGACAUACAGUAAGUUCUGUUGAGUUUUAGACAGAAAUUGGUGCAGAAAGCCCUCCUUGUCUUUCUAUCCUAGUGACAUCCCUGGUUGAUAUAAUGUGUCCCUAGCUGUAUCAUGUGCUGUAGCAUAAAUUGCCACAAUAAAUUCUCUAAACUA